Messenger RNA from Octopus bimaculoides (California two-spot octopus), 1287 nucleotides. RefSeq names its product protein HGV2. Gene Ontology annotation, biological process: CENP-A containing chromatin assembly; DNA replication-dependent chromatin assembly. Gene Ontology annotation, cellular component: nucleoplasm. The record is from RefSeq and is a predicted model, not a curated record. NCBI's taxonomy places the organism in Eukaryota, Metazoa, Mollusca, Cephalopoda, Octopoda, Octopodidae. Gene Ontology annotation, molecular function: histone binding.
AUGUCUUCUGUCGCAGAACCAUCCAGUUCCGCUGCCAGUGGCUCUCCCAGUAAAGAAAGAGUUGAGGUGAUGUCAAAAGCUGUGAACUUGAUGGGCCAAGGGAAAAGAAAUCUAAUCUGUGGAGAUGUUCCAAUGGCUGUUACUCAAUUUGAAGAAUCUUGUCAAAUUCUGGCCAAGUGCUAUGGAGAGAUGGCAUUUGAAUGUGCUGCUGCCUACUUCUCUUAUGGUCAUGCCUUGCUAGAAUUGGCCAGGCUAGACUCGAAGGUCAUUGAAAGUCUUGAAGCUGAAGCAGCUGCUGCUGAAGCGGAGGAAGACGACGACGACGAUGAUGAUGAUGAUGAAGAGGAAGGAGAUGAUGGAGAAAAUGAGAAAUCUGAAAAAGAUUCAGAUAAAUAUAAGCGUGUCUGCAUAUGCAUGUUUCUAACAGAAAAAGAUGAUGGUGCUUCUUCUAAAGCUGCUUCCAAAGAGGAUGAAGGAACUGGAGAUGAAGAUCGGACGGACAAUUCAGAGUCUCUUUCCUCACAAGACGAGGCUGUUGAAAAUCAGGAGAAACCAGAAGAAAAGGAUCCAGAGGAAGAUGAACAUAACAUUGCCUUCUCACGUUGGAUAUAUUGGCCAUUCUCAGAUGAAGUAUCCAAGUCUUUGAACACCUCUGAAUCUUUUGUUCUUCAGUCUAUUAAUGGACAUACAAGAAAUGAAAUGUGCUGGAUGGGCUUCACUGAGAUUGCUUAUCUGAGAAAAGAUAAAGAAUCCCAAUUGAAGGCAGCUCAAGCCUACUUAAAGCUGGGCGAAGUCGGUUUGGAAACUGGUCUUUAUGAUUUGGCAGCAGAGGAUAUCAAAGAAUGUCUUAAAAUUCAGAAAGAACAUCUAAAUCCAGAGGAAAGAGAAAUAGCUGAAACGUAUCCUUAUUUGUAUACAAACACACCUGAUUUUGAAAUGCCAGAUUUUAGAUUAGUUGGUCAUUGGUGGGAUCUCCACAAAUGGAAAGAAAACCCUUUAAACUGUUGUAUCUAUGAUUAUAAAAAUGAUAUUAAUGCAUUGAUUUUUGUGUUUGCAGAUAAAUUAAAUAAAUCUAAAGAACAUUUAAAAGACAGCACAGAAACCACAGAUGUUGAAACCGUAUACAAUGCUCGGACAGAAAUCAAAGAAUUAGAAGAAAUAGUUCCAGACAUUACACAAAAGAUUACAGAUACAAUUGAAGAAAAGAAAACGGUUGCAGAUUUGAAGGCUUUUGCUAAAAAAGAGGCUGCAGAAAAAAUGGUAACUAUGUUUGUGAUUCUAGUGUAG